AUGCAACGGAAGGUCUUGGAAAAAGUAGCCGAUCAGCCGAAAUCAUCCUCAAGAGCAAGUAGUGGUAGUUACAAGCCCGUGUGCUUUAAUUGCCACAAACAAGGUCAUUACAUGGAUCAGUGUCGAGCUGAGUGCGGUGGUUGUGGAGCAUCAGGUCAUGUCAUUUCACAUUGUAAUGCCUAUAAGAGUCAACCAAGCAACGUGUACAAUCCCUCCACCCAACGAGAAUUGGUUUCAGAGGCUAGUGAGAAAAAUGGCGAUAUGGGUGCUGAGCAAGAGGAUUUUCGGCAGGGUCGCCGUAAGCAGGUGUGGUCACCCAUGACAACACAAAGCCUGUAA
Lichtheimia ornata is the source of this 339-nucleotide messenger RNA. RefSeq lists its product as uncharacterized. Gene Ontology annotation, molecular function: nucleic acid binding; zinc ion binding. The transcript has a single exon. NCBI's taxonomy places the organism in Eukaryota, Fungi, Mucoromycota, Mucoromycetes, Mucorales, Lichtheimiaceae. Bases 1 to 339 code for a protein of 112 amino acids. The record is from RefSeq and is a predicted model, not a curated record.